AAAACAGUCCGGCUCAUUUGUUUUAUUCACAUUAUAUUAUAUUAAAAUAUCCGAAAUUUCAAGACUACAAUAGCUAUUUGAAGUUGGGGGUUUAUAUUAGGGUUUUGACAGUCGAUGCAAUCUCUCUCUCUUUCCUUCCGUAGCAGGACUCGCGUCUGCGAAUUCUUGUAUUUCCUCUGAAUUGAUUGUUUUGCUACCAAUUAUUACCUCUCUUAUUUGCACUAUCGCCAUUUUCAUCGAAUAAAAUACACACAUGGCGGCAGAGGAGGCGGCCCCAGCGGCUCUGAAUUACAUACCGGAGGUAGUGCUGAAGAAGAGGAAGACCAAUGAUCAGUGGGCAGUUAGAAGAAAACUCCAGCAGCAGGAGAGGGCUAAGCGUCUGAAAACCGGUAAUUUUAUCAUAAAAAAGCCCGAGCAAUUCAUUCGAGAAUAUCGCGAUAAGGAAUUGGACAUAGUUCAAAUGAAGAGUAGGGGGAAGCAAAUCAGACCCGCAUCGGUGACACCCGAAUCCAAUCUUCUAUUUGUCAUUCGCAUACGAGGAAAAAAUGACAUGCAUCCAAAAACCCGAAAGAUUCUGUAUUCUUUGAGAUUGAGGAAAAUACGCACUGGAGUUUUUGUGAAAGCCAGUGCAGGAAUGAUGGAAAUGUUACAAAAGGUGGAGCCGUACGUAACUUAUGGAUAUCCCAAUGUGAAGAGCGUGAAGGACUUGAUUUACAAGAAAGGUGUGGUGAGAGUUGGCAAGGAGAGGAUUCCUUUGACUGAUAACAAUAUUGUGGAACAGGAAUUGGGUAAGCAUAACAUCAUUUGCAUAGAAGACAUUGUGAAUGAAGUUGUUAGUGUUGGUUCCCAUUUCAAGGCAGUCAACAGUUUCCUCUGCCCCUUUGUGCUGAACAACCCGGAAAAGGCCUUGCAAGGAAAGAAGAAAAGGUUUGAAGAUGGAGGAGAUUCUGGAAAUAGGAAGGAUCAGAUAAAUGAGUUGAUCAGCAAGAUGAAUUAACAUAAGAAAUCUAGAUUUUUCUGAGAUGAAGUAGCAUAAGAAAAUGGUGGUGGUUCUUAAACUUGGAACUGAUUUAAUUUUGAGUCUUUGUUUUUGAUCUUGAUAAAGUCUCAUGCUUUGCCUCUGUUUGGCAGCUAAUGAUUUUGUGUAAGUGAACUUCAUUCUGUUGUGAGUUUUAUCGGUUAGAACCUUGUAUGGAAUCACAAUGCAACUUUGAUACAAAA
Salvia miltiorrhiza (redroot sage) is the source of this 1221-nucleotide messenger RNA. Its product is annotated as 60S ribosomal protein L7-1. Gene Ontology annotation, biological process: maturation of LSU-rRNA from tricistronic rRNA transcript (SSU-rRNA, 5.8S rRNA, LSU-rRNA). Gene Ontology annotation, cellular component: cytosolic large ribosomal subunit. Bases 254 to 997 code for a protein of 247 amino acids. The record is from RefSeq and is a predicted model, not a curated record. NCBI's taxonomy places the organism in Eukaryota, Viridiplantae, Streptophyta, Magnoliopsida, Lamiales, Lamiaceae. Gene Ontology annotation, molecular function: structural constituent of ribosome; RNA binding. The transcript has 5 exons.